Plectropomus leopardus (leopard coralgrouper) is the source of this 2291-nucleotide messenger RNA. It is a transcript of the gene cirsr, whose product is annotated as corepressor of RBPJ and splicing regulator. Gene Ontology annotation, cellular component: nucleus. The record is from RefSeq and is a predicted model, not a curated record. Gene Ontology annotation, biological process: negative regulation of DNA-templated transcription. Gene Ontology annotation, molecular function: transcription corepressor activity. Lineage: Eukaryota; Metazoa; Chordata; Actinopteri; Perciformes; Serranidae.
UUACAUGCGGAGGAAACUCUACGCUAGCGAGCUGCUAGCCAAAAUAAACGCUACGUUUUUCACUUAGUUGGCGUAAUAAGUCGUCAGCCAUGGGGAAGUCGUUCGCAAAUUUCAUGUGCAAGAAGGAUUUUCACCCUGCGUCGAAGUCAAAUAUUAAAAAGGUAUGGAUCGCAGAACAGAAACUGACCUUCGAGAAGAAGAAGCAAGAAGAACUAAUGCAGGCGUACAUGAAAGAGCAGGACUCUUACAACAACAGGUUGUUGAUGGGGGAUGAUCGUGUUAAAAAUGGCCUCAAUUUCAUGUAUGAGGCUCCGCCUGGAGCAUCCAAAGAGGAAACAAAAGAGGAGGGGGAAGAGGAGUACAAAUUUGAGUGGCAGAAGGUGGCUCCUCGAGAAAAAUAUGCAAAGGAUGACAUGAAUAUUAGAGAUCAGCCAUUUGGAAUCCAGGUGCGCAACGUGCGAUGCAUCAAAUGUCACAAAUGGGGCCACGUAAACACAGACAGAGAGUGUCCUCUCUAUGGGCUGUCAGGUAUCAAUGCCAGCUCUGUGGCCUCAGAGGAGACAGCAGGUCCGUCGAUGCACCCCUCGGAGUUAAUGGCGGAGAUGCGAAACAGUGGGUUUGCCCUGAAAAAAUGUGUCCUUGGUAGGAAUGCUACUGUUUGUGAUCCAUCGCAGGAAUUUGUUGCCAGUGAUAAAGAGGAAGAUCCCGAGGUUGAAUUUCUGAAAUCAUUAACAACCAAGCAAAAACAGAAGCUCCUCAGAAAACUUGAUCGCCUGGAGAAGCAGAAGGCCAAGAAAAAGAAGAGCAAAAAACAAAAGAAGAAAAGCAAAAGAAAACACAAGAAAAAGCAUGAAAGUAGUGACAGCUCGAGUGACUCCUCCACUAGCAGCAGCAGCAGCAGCAGUAGUGAUAGCGAUAGUGGCUCAGAUUCAGACAGCCAUGGCAAGUUCAAGAGCCAAAAGCGAAAGAAGAACAAGAAAAAAGAUUCCUGUCGGGAUAACAGCUCUAAGAGCGAGCGCAGAGUCAAGAGUCAGAAAAAGGCCUCCUCUCAUAGAAGCAGGUCACCGAGCCCUCACACUGGACAGAAGCGGCCUGAAGAGGAGUCCGGAGAUUAUAGACAAACAAGGACAGAGAGGGGAAGGAGCAGGAGUCGAAAUCACAGCCCGGAGAACAAGAUCAAGCUGGAGGGAGGUCAAGAGAGAAAGAGACACAACAGCAGGGACAGGCAGAGACCUAGCAGCUCCAAGUCUGGCUUGGACAGAAGUAGGAGCCGCGAGAGAGGCAGGGAGGACAGAGGUAAAGACGGGCGUCACAGUAGAGAUGGGGAGAGGAACAGAAGUAGCACAGAUGGAAGGAGAGGCAGAACAGCAGAUGGGAGGAGUAGAAGCAGAGAAAGGAGGAAAGAAAGGGAGGGCAGGGGAAGAAGUAGGAGUAGGGAGAGAAGAGAGAGGAGCCAAGAUAGAGCAAAAAGAAAGCACUGACUGUUUUCUUUUCCCUUUUACAAUAUUGGAUAAAACCUGUUGUAUGUUUACUUUUUUGUUUUUGCAAUGGCUGUUUAAUAGUAUUCUCGGUUAUCAUCCCUCUAUUUAAAAAUGUAGAUACUGUGCCGUAGUUGUCCUUUUUCUCCAGUAGAGGGAAGUAGUGGACAGAAGAUAUCUAGCAGUAGCUCAUUGCACGCAUGUGUUGUCUAGCUCUGUCUGAAAGGCUCGAAAUUAAUUGAUUACUAUUGGAAGCAAUUUGUAGCAAUGAUCUGCUGAUAACAAAAUAUUGGACUCAUUAAUAGGCAAUUGGCCGCUAGAAUUUCUGCAAUUUUUUUCUUGCUUUCAUUAUUGUGUCUUUUUAGGAAACAUUGUAAGAUGUAGUGCUGAAGCAGAUGUUGAUUUAAAAAAAUAGACCUAUAAGCGUUUUAAAUUUCUGAUUUAGAUUUUUAAUCAUCUCAAUUUAAUGCGUUUGUUUUGCGAUGGAUGAGGUGAAUGUCCGCGUUAAAAAUCGGAUGAAAAUGAGGAUUUGUCUGUUGAUUCAUUACCGUUUGUAUAUUUCAACUAAAUACUAAAUGGUCUUAAAGCUCUUGGCACAUACAGAAAAUUAUGACUAUUACUUUUUAAAUUAAUUAUAAUGUUUCUUAAUAUUUCAGGCCGGUUUCCUUUAAAGACAUGACACAACGUGUUAUUACGAAAGCUGUGAAAUGCGUCCAACUGGGUUUUCUGCGGGCGUGAAAAGACAAAACAAAUAUGAUUUCUGACCAGAUAUAUUCAACGUGUAAAUACAACCACAUUUUAAACGAAACAAAA